AUGAAAAGAACGGACGAUAAAAUUUACGUGGAUAUAAACAACGAAGAAGAAUAUAAAAACUUAUUUGAUGAUAAGAAUGAUAUUCUUUAUAUAAUAGAUAUUUAUACUAGAUGGUGUGGACCAUGUAUUUUUACUUUUGAAAUGAUAAAUAAAAUAUAUAAAAACAAUUUAUUCUUUUCUGAAAAUGUCAAGUUAUUUUCUAUAUGUGCACAAACUGUGGCCUCAUUAAAAAAUUAUGAUAAUAAUUCUAGACCCUUUUAUAUCAUAUUGAAAAAUGGAGAAAUAGUACAACAAAUUCAAGGGUGUAAUAUACCACUUAUUUUUUCAUUUAUAGAUGAGCACUUGAUGAAUAAGAAAAUAAAUUAA
Molecule: messenger RNA, 366 nt
Organism: Plasmodium adleri (nom. inval.)
Lineage: Eukaryota; Apicomplexa; Aconoidasida; Haemosporida; Plasmodiidae
Product: thioredoxin-like protein
Exons: 1
Coding region: 1-366 (121 amino acids)
Source: RefSeq, a predicted model, not a curated record